AUGAGUGAUGGUGACAUCAAGACUCAAUAUCCAAUCCUCAUUGGCAAACUGUUAUGGGUAGCAACCACUGUUCAGCCAGAUCUAUCUUUCACCAUCAACACCCUGACAUGGCAUAUGUCCAAGCUGACUGAGAGUGUGAUGCAAGCAGCCCUCUGGGUCAUGAAGUACCUCAACCAGACAUGCAAUGAGGUCUUGUGGCUUGGGGGCAAAGGGAAAGACAAACUGGUCAUUGCAGCAUACACAGACACAAAUUGGGCCUCUGACCCCAAUACCAACUGGCAGAGCACAUCUGGCUCAGUGGUUCAGGUUUUUGGCAGUUUGGUGACCUGGAACUCACAUGUUCAGAAGUACAAUACAGGAUGUAUUCAGAUUGCAAAGGACCAAGCUCUUCACUCAAAGCUCAAGCAUAUUGACAUGAAGUACCAUCUCAUCCGACACCAUGUAUUAGAGGGCAACAUAGUGAUGCAAUACAUUCAAACAGAUGACAACAUCACAGACUACCUCACGAAACUGGUAUCUCAACAGUUGCUUAAGUGCACUCGACAACAUCUUGGCAUGGCCAACCUUGACUCCUCACACCACUCAGUUUGCGAGGAGGAGAGUAAAAAUGCAUGA
Molecule: messenger RNA, 615 nt
Organism: Ustilago hordei
Lineage: Eukaryota; Fungi; Basidiomycota; Ustilaginomycetes; Ustilaginales; Ustilaginaceae
Exons: 2
Coding region: 1-615 (204 amino acids)
Source: RefSeq, a predicted model, not a curated record